Messenger RNA from Orycteropus afer afer, 1339 nucleotides. The record is from RefSeq and is a predicted model, not a curated record. Lineage: Eukaryota; Metazoa; Chordata; Mammalia; Tubulidentata; Orycteropodidae.
CAGCGCCGGAGACAAACUCAGCAGUGAAGGCAGACAAAGUUAUUUCCCCUUCACACGCAAAAGGUUCCGAUUGGCAAGAUGGUGCCCAACUCAGCCUGCGCGCUCUUCCUUCUCCUGCUGCUCCUCGCCUGCCCUGAGUCGCGGGCUUCCCAGAACUGCCUCAACAAACAACAGCUCCUCACAGCUAUCCGCCAGUUGCAGCAGCUGCUGAAAGGCCAGGAGACCCGCUUUGCCGAGGGUAUCCGCAACAUGAAGAGCCGGCUGGCUGCAUUGCAAACUUCUGUGAGCAGAGCCCUCCCAGAUGCCCCCCCAGUUUCCUGCCCUGCUCUGAGCGCCCCUCUGGAUGGCAGAAAGUUUGGAAGCAAGUACUUAGUGGAUCACGAAGUCCACUUUACCUGCAACCCUGGAUUCCGACUGGUCGGGCCCAGCAGUGUCAUGUGCCUGCCCAAUGGCACCUGGACUGGAGAGCAGCCCCGCUGCAGAGAUAUCAGCGAAUGCUCCAGCCAGCCUUGUCAAAAUGGUGGGACGUGUGUAGAAGGAGUCAACCAAUACAAAUGCAUUUGUCCACCAGGAAGGACUGGGAGCCGCUGUCAGCAUCAGACCCAGACUGAUGUGAAUGAGUGCGAGCUCUACAGGCAGGAGGGGCGCCCCCGGCUCUGCAUGCAUGCGUGCGUGAACACCCCAGGCUCCUACCGCUGUGCCUGCCCCAGCGGAUACCGCACCCUGGCCGAUGGGAAGAGCUGCGAGGACGUUGAUGAGUGUGUGACUUCACAGCACAUGUGCCCUCGGGGCACUAUGUGCAUCAACACCGGUGGAGGCUUUCAGUGUGUCAGCCCAGAGUGUCCUGAGGGCAGCGGCAAUGUGAGCUAUGUGAAGACAUCCCCAUUCCAGUGUGAGCGAAACCCCUGCCCCAUGGACAGCAGACCCUGCCGCCAUAUGCCCAAGACCAUCUCCUUCCAUUACCUCUCUCUGCCCUCCAACCUGAAGACGCCCAUCACUCUCUUCCGCAUGGCCACAGCCUCAGCACCUGGCCGACCUGGGCCCAACAGCCUGCGGUUCGGGAUUGUGGGUGGAAACAGCCGUGGCCAUUUUGUGAUGCAGCGCUCAGACCGGCAGACAGGGGAACUGAUCCUCAUCCAGACCCUGGAGGGGCCUCAGACGCUGGAGGUGGACGUCGACAUGUCAGAAUACCUGGACCGCUCCUUCCAGGCAAACCAUGUGUCCAAGGUCACCAUCUUCGUGUCCCCCUAUGACUUCUAAGGGGACCAUGGGAGCACCAGGGGGCUGGAGAUCUGUGCUUAUUUCUCUUCCCAAAGACUCUGCUGUGAGCAUUGACUGC